AUGGAUGUAAGUUAUCUGCUAUCAAACGCUCAAGCGGAAACUCAAGCAAAGCUCUCAGACGCUACGAAAAAAGUCCUUGAAAACGGUAUCAGUACGGACGAAGGUAUCUAUGGCGUCUUGAAGGGCGGGGCUUUCCUUAAUAACCACUUCUCCGCCACCGAACGUUCCGAAGAUGAAAUACGAAGUGCAAUCUCAGCGGUGGCCCGAGCACGGCUAAUUGCAGCUAUCUGGAAAGCCACUAAACCAUGCACCCAAGAUGGAACAAAUGGCGCCUUGCCUGGUGAUGAUGUGAUGAUGAAUAUCGUACAAUCGUUCAAAGGCAAACUGCUUGAACAUUUUCCAUCAGCCAAGCUACUUUCUGCCAAGUACAACCUCACAACACAGUACUUCGUUGAGCACUCUUGGGAUUGCCAGCAAAAGUAUGGAAGUUACAAUUACGAUCCGUAUAAAAAAACAAUACUUCCGGCAAACCCAGACGCUGAAUGUAUUGUGAGCCUCUCUGUUUGCGACCUGACGCGGAAAGAUUUACAAAAGGCAGCAAAUAAAAUGGGAGCUCUCAAAGCUUGUCGAGACGUUGGCCAGCUCCCAGGUAUUUGA
Messenger RNA from Puccinia triticina, 597 nucleotides. RefSeq lists its product as uncharacterized. NCBI's taxonomy places the organism in Eukaryota, Fungi, Basidiomycota, Pucciniomycetes, Pucciniales, Pucciniaceae. The transcript has 5 exons. Bases 1 to 597 code for a protein of 198 amino acids. The record is from RefSeq and is a predicted model, not a curated record.